AUGGCAGCUGGGAAAGGGGGCUCGACAAAACUCGUGGAUGUCUGGGGCGAAGACACUAUUUAUUCAGAGUGCCUCUGCGCCCCCGAAGAUGUGCUAUACGAAGGCUCGGAAGAUGAUGGUUACGAAAGCUCUUCUAUCAGAAAGCGACGAUACGAGGCCGCCGGGCAGCGUUUCUUGGCCGGUACGGUUCCUUUUCUCCUUUCAGCGUCAAUGAAGGGACCGUUUGAAGGCUCCUCGGGAUGGAAAAACCCGUGGCUUUCCAAGCGACACAACGCCAGCAUCGAGCAAACGACAGAUUCAUCUCUAUUGGAAAAUGGAAGAAGUGCGGAACAGCGAGGUCCGAGGCAGAUCCACGAUAGGCAAGAUGUUGCAAUCCAGCUUCCUCCCGCCAUUAACUGCCAUUUGCCGAGCCCUGAAAGCCUUAAGCAGGCUCCAUACACUCAGAAGCAUCCUCAUCUUGGAAAAGAUGAGUUUGAAAUGGUCUGCCGCUGGAGAGAAGAUGUAAAGCAGCCGCCUUUGAAAAAGGAUGAGUGCUGGGCAGCCGUCAGCAUGAAUAACGCUCCACCAGCUAAGAAAAGGAGCGCAUCGGAUUCCGAGUGGCUGAAGAAGACACCGGCGAAGAAACCGAAGUCCAAGUCCGAUCGGAAAGAUGAGCAUUCAGGGCGAAUUGAAGAAGACGUUGACGAGCUCAUGGCGGAUGAACCAUCAAGCAAUUUUGGCGACACACCACCGUUCAACUCCCCCUCCAAGCGGCCAUCUCCCAAGCCAGCAAUGCGCAGGAGCAGAGGGAAGAGAAUUUGUGAAUCUGACGAUGAGCUGAGUCCUAGCAAGGCCGCUGCUGCCGCUGCCCUGUCGUCUCCCGUGUCGUUACGCAAAGCUUCCGUGACUUCAACCCCCACGAAGAAAGAGCAGUCCUUAAACCAUAUUACCUCAUCCGCAAGCACACCAACCACGCCAUCACGCUUGCGUCACAUGAGAGUGAAUGUUGUCGAAAGCAGAAACGAUACAACCCAAUCUGAGGAUGUGUUCAUUGAUCAACAGAGUUCGGUAUCUAUUAUCAGAGCCCGCGAAAAUGAGCAGAAUACCGCCAAGGGGGCAUGUCAGUUUGAACGCAUCGGAGCGUUGUCGAACGGUAAUGACGGAGUAUUCGCUGGUGAACAGCUGGGACGAGUGAAUGACAAGCCCGGUAAUCCGACCUUGGGCAUCGAACCAAAACGAGACAUUUCAAUCCUUCAACAGACGAUCAGCAAGGGGCAAAGUUUUGACGGGCAAAACAUAGCACCUGUUCUAAAUUCUGACGAAACACGUAUCGAUUCGAACGACGAGAAUCCUAUCGCACCUGAACAGUUGAACAAAACUAAGCGCGGCACACGCCGGAUCAUGUCGGAUGAUGCUAUUUCCACACCCAAAGAGUAUGAAAAAGGCGGUUCAAAGGCCUCUGAAGACGUUGAAACUAUCAGUUCUCAAUCGAAGCUUCCGAACCUUGGCCCGCUUCGCAAUCCAAGAAACGAAUGUCAGGCGCUGGCAGGCAUCGCUGAUUGUAGCAAAGGUUUGAGUCAAGUGGAGUCUUCUCCCCCUCGGAAUCGACUUACACCACCUACGACAAAGUCAUCAUCAUCAUCUAGUCAAAUACCUGAGCACCUGCCCGUAUCAGGAGACGAUUUCUCAAAAGGGACGACAGCCGCGGCUGUGCGAGAGGAUUCAGCAAAUCUUGCGACCGAAUACCCAGAAGAGACUUUGCCAAUGCAAUACGGGAUCCUAAAUGACCAAGGAAAGCAUAACGACAUGGCUAUUGACAUGGGCUACAAUCCCAUCAAUUCACGAUUGGACAGCAGGUCAAAAGUCGCAGAAACCGAACCAAUUGCGUUUGCUUCCCAGCAAAGUCCCUGGGCAAAGACUGACGAAAUGAUGAUGCCCAGAAAGCCUCUAGAAUCCGUCUCUCCCAACCUUUCCAAGGCCCGUUUACUGACUACCUUGCAAACGGAGCUUGAGGCCUCCUCCGUUCUUGUUCCAGAUGUUCAAAGCCCUUGGUUCCGCGUUGAGAAUUGCCUUGCCUCCAGUUUCAACAGCAAAAGGGUUACGGAUGAGGGAGUAACCAAGCCGUCAGCACCACAGCAAAGGCCGCGGACACCGGAACCUCAAUUCUGCUUCAAGCCGUUUUCGUCAUUCCUGUCACCAUCGCCUAAACGGCCGCGAAACAGCCAGAAAUGGUCCUCCGGCGCCCCCGGGUCACGCUCGUCAAUCUUGAAAACCAGAUGGAGCCAACCUCGCAAGGCAGGGCGGGUUUCUUGGGCUACUCCGCUUCGGCAGGCUCAGGGCAUUUCGGUCACGGGCCAGGGGGACGAAGAGAUGCCAGCAUCUUGUCCAAGGGAACGAAACAGGUCGCCUCCCCCAGAAACAUCGUCGAUCAGCGACCUUGCUACCGGCGUCGGGAACAAGUUCUCGAAGCACUUUGAAGCGAUGACAAAGGGGACGAAUGGCUUCUGCGCAAAACUGCUGCCUAGCGCCUCGCAGAGUACGACAACAAGUCCUGGACAUGGAGCUAUGGCUGAGACGUUUUUAGCUGCAGAAGCCGGGGCUAUCGCGCAAGACCAAGCAGAAGAUGAAGAAGAGCGGGCAACUGGUGAGGAAGGUCUUGACGAUGGAGCUUCCGAAGAACCUAUGGACAUUGUUGAGGACAUGUUUCGGGAAAUGGGCGACUUUUGGGACACGUGGGAUAUCGACACGGAAAUGGAAGAAGCUCGUAAAGCUGGCAACAAGGACGGGCGCCACAUCCACCAUACCAUGUAA
Ustilaginoidea virens is the source of this 2790-nucleotide messenger RNA. RefSeq lists its product as uncharacterized. The record is from RefSeq and is a predicted model, not a curated record. NCBI's taxonomy places the organism in Eukaryota, Fungi, Ascomycota, Sordariomycetes, Hypocreales, Clavicipitaceae. The coding region runs from base 1 to 2790 and encodes 929 amino acids. The transcript has a single exon.